Otolemur garnettii (small-eared galago) is the source of this 823-nucleotide messenger RNA. RefSeq names its product PDZK1 interacting protein 1 (gene PDZK1IP1). The transcript is spliced from 4 exons. Bases 104 to 448 code for a protein of 114 amino acids. The record is from RefSeq and is a predicted model, not a curated record. NCBI's taxonomy places the organism in Eukaryota, Metazoa, Chordata, Mammalia, Primates, Galagidae.
CUUCCUUCCCAGCUCCUUUCCUCCAGGACCAGACGGAGCCCAGGUUGAUCUCAGAUCCACACUAACAGACUCCACAGUGGCAGGAAGGAAGCUGCCUGAAGCCAUGUCAGCUCUCAGCCUGGUCAUUCUGGGCCUGCUGGUGGCAGUGCCAGUCGCCGACUGUCAACAAGGCCUGGGAAAACUUCAGCCCUGGAUGCAGGGCCUCAUCGCCGUAGCGGUGUUUCUGGUCCUCGUUGCAAUUGCCUUUGCCGUAAACCGCUUCUGGUGCAAGGAAGAGCCGGAUCCCACGCACACGGUCAUGACUGUUGGAAACAAGGUCGAUGGGGUCAUGAUGGGGAUGGAUGGAAGGUACUCCUCCAUGGCGGCCAGCUUCAGGUCCGGUGAGCAUGAGAAUGCCUAUGAAAACGUUCCUGAGGAGGAGGGCAAGGUCCGCAGCACCCCGAUGUAAGCCUGGUUCCCUGUGGUCCCUGCCCUGAGGCUUCCGGGUGCCUGUGAUGGACGCCGAAAGUCACCACCUCUCUGUGCAGGAAUCUACAAUAAUUGGCCAACUGCCUCCAACCCCACACCCCCUACCACUCUCUCUAUGAAUUACAGCCAGCCAAAGUUGGAGCUCAGGCUGUGGCCAGGGUGGGUCUUGGCUGUGGCCCUGGGCUCUCCCAUCCAGUUCCAAACAGCUUUCUGAAGAGGACAGUCAGCUCAGCACCUCCCCUCCUGUCUUUCAUUCUGUCCCCAUAACUGUGGAAAUUGCCCUUAUUUCUAUGAAAUAAAGACUUUUUGUACUUCUAGGGCUGAGGCUCAGCAACAGCCCCUCAGUGAGGACCAA